Molecule: messenger RNA, 1264 nt
Organism: Nicotiana attenuata
Lineage: Eukaryota; Viridiplantae; Streptophyta; Magnoliopsida; Solanales; Solanaceae
Exons: 2
Coding region: 189-992 (267 amino acids)
Source: RefSeq, a predicted model, not a curated record
GAUAAGUUUGUUUAAUUUAUCCAAUUUGCAAUAUUUAAUUACACAAUUUGUCAUAAGUGCUUCAUCUUCCUCAUUUAUUCCGUUCCCCCCAUCUCAUUUCUAUUCAUUUUCCUUUCUAAUACAUACUUAUAACCGUAUAAACCAAUACACAUAUAAUUUCUGUAUCUAUAUUCACUACGACUGUAGCUAUGUCGAUUGCAUUAGAGAGGAAUGACAUGGCUGAUAAUCGGUUUAAACGGCCGGGAUUCGUCAAUGGAAUGGCGUGUUUUCCGAUUUAUAAGUCGCCGGAAUUUGGCGCCGGAGAUCGGUGUGCCCUGGCGAAGCAGGAGGAUGAAGAGGAGGAUGAUCGGACUACUUCAUCGUCGUCGUCUUCUUCAAUUGGGAGAAAUAGUGAUGAGUCGCCGGCCGGAAGGUCGUUAUCGGACGGCGGCGACGGUGAUGGUGACGGUGAGGAAGUUCUGAGUGCAUUUAAGCCUGGAGGUUUGGAUAAUUUGGAGGCCUUGGAAGAGGUUUUGCCGAUAAAGAGAAGCAUAUCACAGUUUUAUGCUGGCAAAUCGAAGUCUUUUACCAGUCUAGCAGAGGCUGCAUCAUGUUCCUCCCUUAAAGAUAUUGUAAAGCAGGAUGAUGCAUACACGAAGAAACGCAAGAACCUGCUCGCUCACAAUUAUUUCUUCGACAAGAAUUGCGAUCACUUCCCCAGAAGUAGUGCUGUUGGGAGGAUGUAUAAGAGAGCAACCAACUCUAGAAGCUCAUUUGCUCUUGCUGCAACUGCGAGCUGCUCUGAGAGCAAUAACAAUUCCAAGUCAUUGAACUCAAGCCCAUCAUCCCCUUGUCUCUCGCUUCCUCCUCUGCCUCCACAAUCGAGAAGAUAUAGCAAUGAGGUAUCAUUACCCCAUUCGGAACAGAAGUUCAGUGCAUGGAGGUCGUUUUCCUUAUCUGAUCUGCGAGGUGCUGCUGCUGCAAUUCCCAACAUAACUGGCAUAAAAGAAUAGAGAAGAUAAUUGAACUUGGUCUUUGUUUUGGCGUCACCGUAUGAGCCCAAAUACAAAUAGGUUUACAUGGAGGUUGGCUUAGUUUUGUAAGGUGUUUUAGGCUUUGUCUUGCACUUUUGCCUUCUGUAAUCAUUCUUUUAGGCAUAUUAAAUCAGGCAUCUUAAGAAGGUAAUUACUUCUGUACACUUUUAACAUUUGGGUUUUCCCAGCUUCAUAUUGUAUAUUUCAGUGCAUUUUCAGUUUCAAUCUAGAAAUUUGCUUGUAGAUGUUCU